AUGACUGUUACUUAUACUGGAGAAGUAGCUACUUGCACGGGAUUCGGAUGUUUUUGGAAAUUAUUAUUUAGGUGGAGAGGAAGCAUUUACAAACUAUUAUGGCCAAAUUUAGUUGUCUACUCCAUAUUGUAUUUUAGUUUGAGUGGAACAUAUAGAUUUCUUUUAAACAGUGAACAAAGAACGCUUUUUGAAAAAAUGUCGCUUCAUUGUCAAGUUUAUGGCGAUUUAAUACCAGUUUCUUUCGUUCUCGGCUUUUAUGUAUCCCUCGUGAUAAAAAGAUGGUGGGAUCAGUAUUUAUGUUUACCAUGGCCGGAUAAUUUAGCUCUUUUUGUCAGUUCUUUGGUUCAUGGACAGGAUGAUCGCGGAAGAAUUAUGCGAAGAACUAUUAUGCGUUACGUUAACUUAAGUCUAUUACUCACUUUAAGAAUGAUAAGUCCACGUGUUAAAAAAAGAUUUCCCACGCUUGAACACGUUGUUGAAGCUGGAUGGAUGUUACCUGGUGAAAAAAAAAUUUUUGAGGAUUUAGAACACAAAACCCCUCACACCAAGUACUGGAUGCCUUUGGUGUGGGCCGGAGGAAUCGUGACAAGAGCAAGAAAGGAAAAUAGAGUUAAAGAUGAUUUUGCAUUGAAGACUCUCAUUGAUGAAUUAAAUAUAUUCAGAGGUGGUUGUGGUGGAAUGUUAAAUUAUGAUUGGAUUAGUAUUCCGUUGGUUUAUACCCAAGUAGUGACAUUGGCGGUGUACGUCUUUUUCCUAUCAACCCUGAUGGGUAAUCAAUAUUUGGAUCCGAGUAAAGGAUAUGCAAAACAUCAAAUCGAUUUAUUUCUACCAGUUUUCACUUUUCUUCAGUUUUUUUUUUACAUGGGGUGGCUUAAAGUUGCUGAAUCUUUAGUAAAUCCUUUCGGAGAAGAUGACGACGAUUUUGAAUUAAAUUGGUUACUAGAUAGAAAUUUACAAAUAUCCUACGUCAUAGUUGAUGAAAUGCAUCAGGAGCAUCCGGAAAUGUUGAAAGAUCAAUAUUGGGAUGAAGUUUUUCCAGUUGAGUUACCUUAUACAGCAGCCGCUAAACAGUACCAUACAGGUCCACCUCAACAUUCCGCUGAAGAAGUUGAAGUUCCUUCGCAUCAAGCUGAAUUUAUGCCCUUGGAUACGGUUUUAGAAGAAAAAGAAGGAUCUAAAAUGAACAUCGAAGAAAUUAUUUCAUCAGAGCAUCCAAGUGUUCAAAGAGGAGAAACACAUCCGAUGAAAAUUCAAAGACUCUCACUUCGUCCCAGUAGAGAAAAUAAUUCUGGAUCGGAGCCGUCUACGAUGUCCAGUAAAGGAAAAAGUUCCGUUCUUAAUCUUCUGAGUAAAAUUUUUCACCAAAAACGCAGCUCCAAAGAAGAGGUGAUUCAUUUGGGAAGCUCGGCAUCUUUAAGAAGUAGAAGAGGAAACAAGAGUACUUCAAGGCUGAGUUCUACAUCACAUUCAAUGGGUCAAAGUCGGUCUUCUUUUGUCAGGGAAAGUGUACCUUGUAACGAAUUUCAACUUGAGAUAUUCGCCAUGUCCGAUUUGGAUAUUUCUAACAAGGAAGUCAGUUUGCCAAACGAAUCCGAUAACAAAUCAACGGUUCCACAUCACAGUCCGUCUUACGUUUUGUCAAACAUUUGCAAAAACGAUCCUUUUGCCAAACAACCUGGUGAUACCAUACUAGAUGCCGAUCCGUCACGAUUCGUGGAUUAUCAUAAAAAAAAAGAAGCAAAGAUUGCAAUUGGUAUCAUUCCACAAGCUUUCGAUAAAAAAGAAAUAUCUCCAAGUCAUGUGUUAACGGGAGAAACUCAUUCUGCUAAAGUUAUCGUACAAAAUGGCUCACCGGUACCUCAUAUUUUCGCACCGGAAAAUUCGACUGCUUUUGUACCGUCAGUCAAAGUGGCAUCGGUAGUAAAAGAACCCAAUUCAAAAUUUAAUCGUUUUGAUGUUAAAGUAACGUCCGAAAAAGACAUAAAUCAACAAUAUUAUCAAUCUUCGGAUUUAUGUACGAAUUUAAAAACGAUAAUGCCACCUGCAGAUUCAUCGGAAAUGGAAUCCGUUAAAAUAUUGUCCGAAGUUAAAAAUUUUAAUUUUUUAAAUGAUCCAGGGACAUCGAUAAAUUCCGAAUCUUCCGUUUUUGAUAGUGGUAAACCGAUGACUGCAUUAUUACCAUCAUCACUUCCGGUUAAUGCGAUAACUCCCUUACAACCAGCUACAAUAACGGCCAAUUUUGUUUCUUACGUUGACAAAGAUAUUAAAAAUAACGAAAUUGAAAAAAUAAUAAAAGGUUUGCCGCCGUCUACGAAAGACUCAUUAUCCAAAGUUGACAACAGCGACGAAUCAAAUAUCAAAGUGAACGAUUCCAAAUUAGAACCAAUGAUAAUAUAUAGUUGUAAUUUUGUUGACGAAUCGAGUUCUUCGUCAGAAAAAGAAGAACUUGGACUCAUAACUCCAGAUCCCACGAUGCCAAGUGCCGCAAUACCCGUGCCAGCUGUAUCUCAUGCUCAUGUUUCACCGUGUUCCGAUGAUAUAGAUUUAGGAAGAAGAUCGUUGAUGCACGAGUUAGAGCCCAUCAUCGAGCAUAAAGAUGAAGGAACUUUAAGUAUUGAAUCAUCGACUCAAAUAAAAAAUUUGACUUCGCCCUCGUCACCUGAAAAAUCAUCCGACGUUGAAAAAAAUGAUAAUAAAAUAUAA
Molecule: messenger RNA, 2703 nt
Organism: Pediculus humanus corporis (human body louse)
Lineage: Eukaryota; Metazoa; Arthropoda; Insecta; Psocodea; Pediculidae
Product: Bestrophin-2, putative
Exons: 11
Coding region: 1-2703 (900 amino acids)
Molecular function (GO): chloride channel activity
Source: RefSeq, a predicted model, not a curated record